AUGGGUUAUUGGAGAAUUCGUUUUUCAGACACUGAAUUGGGGAUUGAACUGUUAAUCAGCAAAAGCUGUACGACAUCAGGUGAUAAUGCUUUUAAAGUUGUUGAGGUCGGCCCUCGAGACGGACUGCAAAAUGAAAAGUACAUCUUUUACCAUUUCCAAACUGUUGGUUAUAAGCGGUUAAACUGUGAAGAUCAAUUUCACGUCUCCGCCUUCCAGAAAAUCCUGGCAAUUGAGGACAAGCUCAAGUUUAUUGAAAAGCUUGGAUUUUGUGGAUUAAAGACGAUUGAAGUAACCAGUUAUGUCUCACCAAAAAAAGUACCUCAGAUGGCAGAUCAUGCACAGUUAAUUGCUGCACUCCAAAAACAACCUGGUAUAUCAUAUCCCGUACUUGUUCCUAAUAAAAAAGGUUUAGAGAAAGUUGUCAAUUCUGGCUUAGUAAGGGACGUUGCAGUAUUUUGUGCUGCUUCUGAUACGUUUUCAAGGAAAAACGUCAAUAAAUCAAUGGAAAAAAGCCUAGAAGAAGCGUCCAGUGUAGCCCGGGCAGCCGUAGAAGCAAAAAUGACUGUUAGAGGUUACGUUUCUUGUGUCGUUCACUGUGCCUACGAGGGAAAAAUUAGACCUGGGAUUGUUGCAAGACUAGUGGAGAAACUCUUGGAUGCCGGUUGUUAUGAAAUUAGCCUUGGAGACACUACGGGUGCUGGAGGUCCAAGAAGUAUUCAAGAAUUACUAGACACAUUAAUUAUGUCUGGAGUGCCAACAACUAAGUUGGCGGUACAUUUCCAUAACACUUACGGCCAAGCGCUAGCCAAUAUUCUGGUAGCCAUCGAGAAAGGCAUUAGGACAGCAGAUAGCAGCAUUGCUGGACUUGGAGGCUGCCCUUACAGUAAAAAUGCUACCGGAAAUGUAGCAACUGAAGACUUGGUUUACAUGCUGCAGGACCUGGGUUUUGAAACGGGGAUUAAGCUGGAUGAUUUAUAUGACGUUGGCCAAUGGAUAUGUGGAAAAUUGGGUCGUUUUAAUGAUUCGAAAGUUGCUGCUGCUCACUUUGCACGGGCUGAAAAUCGUGACUUUGUAACUUAA
Enterobius vermicularis (human pinworm) is the source of this 1080-nucleotide messenger RNA. Lineage: Eukaryota; Metazoa; Nematoda; Chromadorea; Rhabditida; Oxyuridae. The record is from the annotation of a GenBank genome assembly.